Apis laboriosa (Himalayan honeybee) is the source of this 692-nucleotide messenger RNA. RefSeq names its product endocuticle structural glycoprotein ABD-4-like (gene Cpr49Ah). Gene Ontology annotation, cellular component: chitin-based extracellular matrix. Gene Ontology annotation, molecular function: structural constituent of chitin-based larval cuticle. The coding region runs from base 106 to 648 and encodes 180 amino acids. The record is from RefSeq and is a predicted model, not a curated record. Lineage: Eukaryota; Metazoa; Arthropoda; Insecta; Hymenoptera; Apidae. The transcript has 4 exons.
UAAAGUGAGAGUAUAAAAGGUGAAUUCCUUAUUUCCUUAGGAUCAAAAACGAUCUGAUUUAGUAGUGUUCAUCUUUUUUAAAAGUGUUUUUUUUAUUAAGAGAGAAUGAAAACAAUUAUAAUAGCAAUAAUUUUAGGAUUUGCAGCAGCACAAGAUUCAAAUUAUGCUCGUAACAAUUACCACGAAGAUAGACAAAAUCCUCCAAUUGAUGAGAGGAAAGGGUCAUUAACAACAACACCCAUUCCAAUUUUACAUUGGAAUAAACAACAAGAACAUGAUGGAACUUACAAAACAAGUUAUGAAACGGGAAACAAUAUUAUCGCCGAAGAGAGUGGUUACAUCAAGAAAGUAGGCGAAGGCGAGGAACAAGGAGAAGCGUUGGUUCAACAAGGAAGUUUCUCAUAUACGAGUCCAGAGGGGAAGCUGAUCACCAUCCAUUAUACUGCCGACGAGACUGGCUUUCACGCGACCGGAGAUCACAUUCCCACGCCACCGCCAGUCAGUGAAGAGAUUCAAAAAGGCCUCGACCUCAUCUUUGCGGGCAUUCGUCAGCAAGAGGAAGCAGAUGCACGUGAGGCAGCUCAAAAAUUACAACAACCCUUGAAUCAGCAAAUAGAUCGACGAGAUAAUUAUGAUAGAAAAUUUUGAAAAUGAAAUAAAUAAAAAAUAAAUAUUGUUGACAUAUGUUUUCA